UAGAGGUUCCUAAUCAAUGCUGGAUAUUAUUUUUUUAUUUUAUUUAAUUGAUUAAGAAAAAUUUUCCAUGGUUACAUGAUUCAUGUUCUUUCCCUCCCCUCUUCCAACCCCUCUCCAGUUACCAAGGCUCAGUUCCACUAGGUUUUACAUGUAUCAUUGAUCAAGACCUAUUUCCUUAUUAUUGAUAUUUGCACUAGGAUGAUUGUUUAGAGUCCACAUCCCCAAUCAUAUCUCCUUCAACUCAUGUGAUCAAGCAGUUGUUUUUCUUCUGUGUUUCUGCUCCCAUGGUUCUUUCUCUGAAUGUGGAUAGUGCUCUUUCUCGUAGAUCCCUCAGAAUUGUUCUGGAUCAUUGCACUGCUAAUGCUGAAUAUUCUUGAUAAUAAACCCUCACAAUGGUAGCCCAGCUUUUAUUUGUAUAUUUUUGCUGUGAAGUGAUUCAUUGCUUCACCAAGCAGCUCUUCUCAGGGGCACCUAAUUUAAGUAACUUCUCUGCCUGGGCCAAGUUGAGAGUUAUUCAAUUACCCCAACUGAGAAAACAGCGCACUUCUUUGAAAGGCUACUUAUUGGGCUUUCUAACCAAAUGAUUCUUGUUCUUUCUACUCUUCUCUUCAGAGUACGUUUCACAAUUUAAUGGGAACAGGUAACCAGACAUGGGUGAGUUCAUUUAUUCUCCUGGGUCUGUCUAGUGACUGGAAGACUCAGGUCUUGCUCUUUGUCCUGUUCCUGGCAAUGUACCUGGUGACUGUGCUUGGGAAUAUCCUUAUCAUCAUUCUGAUCUGCCUCGACAGUCACCUCCACACACCAAUGUAUUUCUUUCUCACUAAUCUCUCUCUCGUGGAUGUUUCUUAUGCGACCACCAUUGUCCCCCAAUUAUUGGUUCAUUUCCUGGAAGAAGAGAAAUUAAUUCCAUACCUGAGUUGUGCCACACAAUUAUUUUUCUCCCUGGGACUAGGCGGGAUUGAAUUUGUUUUACUGGCAACCAUGGCUUACGACCGCUACGUGGCCGUUUGCAACCCUUUGCGCUAUUCGGCCAUCAUGCAUGGCGGGCUUUGUGUCAGGCUGGUGACUGCCUCCUGGGUUGGUGGUUCCCUGAACUCUCUCAUGCAGACAGCCAUCACUUUUCAGCUCCCCAUGUGCACAAACCGUGUCAUUGACCACAUAUCAUGUGAACUCUUAGCUUUAGUCCGCUUGGCCUGUGUGGACACCUCCUCCAAUGAGGUUGCAAUUAUGGCCUCCAGCAUUGUUUUGCUUAUGACUCCAUUCUUGCUGGUUCUGCUGUCCUAUAUCAAGAUCAUCUCUACUAUACUGAAGAUCCAGUCCACAGAGGGAAGGAAGAAAGCCUUUCAGACCUGUGCCUCCCACUUGACAGUGGUGGCUUUGUGCUAUGGGAUGGCCAUUUUCACAUACAUUCAGCCCCACUCAAGCCCCAAUAUCCUUCAGGAGAAGAUGAUCUCGCUGUUCUAUGCUCUCUUAACACCCAUGCUGAACCCUCUGAUUUACAGUGUGAGGAAUAAGGAAGUGAAGGGAGCUUGGCAGAAACUGUUAGGACAGUUCUAUGAAUUAAAGUCAAAGCUGACAUCCUCAUGAGCCACCAGGAAAGGCCAGUGUCUUGUGUGACUCCCACCCAGACCUGAGUAUAAAUGACGAAAGCUACUCACAUCUCUCUCCUCUCCCUUUUGAGAGAUAGGAGAAUUCUUCCUGUCCCUCUUUAUUUUCAGCUUCCUUUUGUGUUUUGUCUUCCCCCAAUGGAUUGUAAGCUCUUCAAGGGCAAGGAAUGCCUUUUAUUUUUGUAUUUAUAGACCUGAUGCCUAGCACAGUGCCUGGCACAGUAGUGGGAGCUUAACAAGUGUUUAUUG
Messenger RNA from Monodelphis domestica (gray short-tailed opossum), 1856 nucleotides. RefSeq names its product olfactory receptor-like protein OLF3. The record is from RefSeq and is a predicted model, not a curated record. NCBI's taxonomy places the organism in Eukaryota, Metazoa, Chordata, Mammalia, Didelphimorphia, Didelphidae. Gene Ontology annotation, cellular component: membrane. Gene Ontology annotation, biological process: G protein-coupled receptor signaling pathway. Gene Ontology annotation, molecular function: olfactory receptor activity; G protein-coupled receptor activity.